Ctenocephalides felis (cat flea) is the source of this 570-nucleotide messenger RNA. RefSeq names its product 40S ribosomal protein S17 (gene RpS17). The transcript has 3 exons. Gene Ontology annotation, cellular component: ribosome. Lineage: Eukaryota; Metazoa; Arthropoda; Insecta; Siphonaptera; Pulicidae. The record is from RefSeq and is a predicted model, not a curated record. Gene Ontology annotation, molecular function: structural constituent of ribosome. Bases 135 to 524 code for a protein of 129 amino acids. Gene Ontology annotation, biological process: translation.
UGCCAACAUAAGGAAGGUAAUGAACGAAGUUCACGUCGUUGUCAACAUGUUCUCCUCCCGACAAGCGUCGAGCUAUGCGAUGAAACCUCUAGCAAGUUCUUUUCGUCUAUGGUGCUUUCCGCUAAAGAGUAAUCAUGGGUCGUGUCAGAACUAAAACCAUCAAGAAGGCUUCCAAAGUCAUCAUUGAGAAGUAUUACACUAGGCUGACUUUGGAUUUUGAUACAAACAAAAGAAUCUGCGAUGAAGUCGCAAUCAUUCCGACCAAACCUUUGAGGAAUAAAAUCGCUGGAUUUGUUACACAUUUGAUGAAACGUCUCCGUCACUCACAAGUUAGAGGUAUCUCAAUUAAAUUGCAAGAAGAAGAAAGGGAGCGUCGUGAUAACUUUGUACCAGAAGUAUCUGCUUUGGAGCACGAUAUUAUUGAAGUAGAUCCAGAAACUAAAGAAAUGUUGAGCAUGCUAGAUUUCAAGAACAUCAGUGGUCUGCAAUUAACUCAACCCCAAACAUUCAAUGCUAGGCGUUAAUAUGAAAAUGUCAGUUAUAUUCUUAUAAAUAAAUAUAUAUAACUGA